Molecule: messenger RNA, 1846 nt
Organism: Hypanus sabinus (Atlantic stingray)
Lineage: Eukaryota; Metazoa; Chordata; Chondrichthyes; Myliobatiformes; Dasyatidae
Gene: msto1
Product: misato mitochondrial distribution and morphology regulator 1
Exons: 14
Coding region: 81-1820 (579 amino acids)
Biological process (GO): mitochondrion distribution
Cellular component (GO): cytoplasm
Source: RefSeq, a predicted model, not a curated record
AGAGGGGCGGACGUUUGCGAGGGGUUAGCGGUCGGCGGCCUGGAUCGCAGCACAGUUUAGCGUCGCCUCGGACGCCGCUGAUGGGUGGUGUGGGCCGGGAGGUGCUGACGCUGCAGCUCGGCCACUACACCAACUUCGUGGGCACCCACUGGUGGAACAUCCAAGAUGCUGCCUUGUGCUAUGAUUCAGAUCGCAGUGACACAUACUCCGAGAUCAACAACAAUGCCCUUUUCCGUGAGGGGCAGACACUGCGAGGCCAACCCACCUACACUCCUCGCCUCAUUCUCGUGGACCUCAAAGGGAGUCUGAGCAGCUUGAAGCAGGAAGGAGAUCUGUAUGGAGUCAGCCAGGUCAUGCCUGCACUAGCAUGGAACGGGAGGCUGACUGUGCACAAAGAGGAUCCAGUGACAAAGAACCAGUUUCUGCAGCAACUCAACAGGCUGGGUGCUGAGGCACACAGUGAAAAUGUCACCUCAACAACAGCCCAAGGAGCAGAAAGGUCUGUGUCUGAGAGAACCUUCGACCUGACUCAGGGUGCCCAGCGCUUGGAGAACAGUGUGAGGGUCUGGUCAGACUAUCUUGGGGUACACCUGCAUCCAAAGACCAUCUCUCUCGUCCAACAGUAUAACCACGACAGCACUUCCAAUCGCUUUGAAGCAUUUGGGUUUGGUGAGAAGCUCCUUGGUGAUCCAGUGUUCUUAGAUGACUUUGAAGACCGCCUCCACUUUUACAUUGAGGAAUGUGACUACCUGCAGGGCUUCCAGGUGCUUUGUGACCUGCAGGAUGGCUUUGCUGGCCUUGCCACCAAGGUGGUGGAGCUGUUACACGAUGAAUAUGGAGGGAAAGCCAUUUUCACCUGUGGCUUUGCACCCACAAGCUACUUGGACACGGGUUCCAUGGCCACUGUGUACCGUCUGCUCAACUCCGUCAUGGGUAUCGUGCACCUGUCCAGCCGCAGCUCUGCCUUCUGCCCCAUGUCGCUGGACAGCAGCUUCCUGAGGCGCAAGCAGAUGACCCCAAUCCUUUUCCCACGUGUCGUCUAUGAUGCAUCCCUCAGUUAUCACAGCAGCGCGCUGUUGGCUACAGCCUUGGAGACUCUGAGCAUCCCGUACAGACUACAGUCUAACGCCCUGUCGCUUACGCAGCUGACCAACGCACUUACUGUCUCCGGCAGGAAGGUGGUCACUGCGUCUGCUGCUGUCCCCUUCGCCAUGCGGAGCACCGACACUCUCCCGGACGUCUUGGCCGAACAACAUGCCGCAUCACCGUGGACACCACUGACCCCCUGUGGCGAGGUUAACGCUCAAUGCUUCGCCCAGUCUGUGGUGUUGCGAGGAGUCAGCAGGGAGCAACAAGUUGGUAAACUUCCACCGGGGGUGAAAGGACCCUCCAUUUUACACAGCUGUCCAACAGGAGAGGAGGUCCUUGAUACAUUCCUGCAACACCACUUCCCAGCUGCAGUGAGAGCUGUCCAUCUUGUUCAGACCCCAUGUAAAGUGACUACACCGUAUCCACAGAUUUUCUCAGACUCCUUCAACAAAUGGGGGCAGCUGGUGGGAGGUAGUCUCUCUUCGAGAAAUGCUGUGGAGAGCAUCCCCGUGUUGAGUGCACUGCAGAGCACAGCCACCACCUAUCAUGGCCUACACGCCCUGUACCAGGAAGUCAGCCGCCUCAACCUGCAGCGAUUUAGCACCUUCUUCAAUGCAGGCACAGAGCUGGAUGACUUCAGAGAGGCCCUCGAGGAGCUGAGGACCCUGGCCCAGUGCUACAGACUGAACUUUGAGCUGGACGAUUUGGAUGAUGACUCUGAUGAGGAAUAAAGACUUGCAGUAGCGGUGACCCAGGA